Tuber melanosporum (Perigord truffle) is the source of this 2517-nucleotide messenger RNA. RefSeq lists its product as uncharacterized. The record is from RefSeq and is a predicted model, not a curated record. The transcript is spliced from 4 exons. NCBI's taxonomy places the organism in Eukaryota, Fungi, Ascomycota, Pezizomycetes, Pezizales, Tuberaceae. The coding region runs from base 539 to 2278 and encodes 579 amino acids.
CACUCACGAGUCUCUUCUACACACCCUGCUCAAGCGCUAUGGCGGACCACUACAAAAAAAACCAAAGCAAGCACAAUAUAGGCUUUUAUAUAAAGAAAAACAAAAGAUUCCACAGGAUCAUCAAUCCUGUAUCUCUAUCUCCUUGCCCUGUCCGCCUGCAUUCCAAUCCUCACUCCACAGCCCAUCCAAUUUAAACUCUUCAGCCGACUCUUGAACAAUCUCUUUCCGCUCGUCAGUCAUUAUAGCAGCGGUAGCCCGCUUAACACCUUGGUAGUCGUAAGGACCCCGGUUGGGGCUGAGGAUAUUCUCAGAGCCGCUAAAAUGAGAUUUGGUUGCGACACGUAGCUUGUUACGGAUUUUGGCAUACUAUGGCCACGUUGGCAACAUCCUUCUUGCCACAACCCAUUCUUCAACUUCUAUCACGUUGGCAACACCCUUCUUGCUACAACCCAUACUUCAACUUCCAUCACCGAACAAGUCCUUAAAAGUCUACAGUUCACCAAAUUCAGGGACACACCUUUCAAAUACCAUAAACACGAUGCAGCAAGAUAUGCAAGAUCUGUACCACGAGUUGUGGGGAAAGUUAUCCCCCGUUGUCCAGGAGUUCACAGUGAAUGUUCCUGUUGCAAACUAUGGUAUCCGGCCUGGAUACAAAAUCCCCUUGGAAUCGACCGCAAGCAGCAGCAGCUUCAACCCCCAUAGUUCAUUGAAGUCGAAACGGCAGGACCAGCUAUUCCGGAUAGUGGCUGUUGAUUCACGUUUACCCUGUGGAGUCCACAAGUUACUGGUUCGGUCCGAGUACGAUGCGGUGCGCAAUAGGUUAAUAGAAGUUGAGGGGAGAAGAUGGUCGGGGGCUCGCCACCGGGAGAACCCCACCGCCCGUUGCAGGCUAGAUUGUGAACUCUCAGGUCAGCCUGGUGUAGGAAAAACCUAUCUUCUCUCCUAUCUUCUAGUACGCAGACUGCAUGAUUCCCUUCCCACCAUAUACAGGAUAAACGACAACAUGUGUUUCCUAUUCGACGAAGACUCAGCUGGGGAAGAGACUAGCAUGCAGGCGCUAUCUCGGCUGACACAAGAGAAGAAGCGAAAACUAUGGGUAUUGACUGAUGAGCCUCUGCACGGCCGCCAUUGGCAUGAUAGGAAUUCGGGAUGGUUUGUAGUGUUUGCCGCAUCUCCAGAGACGGUGAGAGCAUGUCAGGGAUGGCACAAGAACCGCAGAGUGAGCUUAUAUUUCAUGAGAAAUUGGCCAUGGCCAGAAAUCUUUGCUGCGUACUGCUUGGAAGCUGAGAACCCGCCCAGCCAAGACGAGAUUAAUAAACUCUUCACCACGUAUACCUGCCUCGGCCCUGUCGCUCGUACAUGCCUUGAAUCGAUUGAUGUGAGCGACGAUAACUUAUAUAACGAAACUCUCCAAAACUACCUUAGGGAGGUAGAUCGUGAAAUAGCGAAGUUCGUUGCCCGUGGUGGGCGCGAGACGGUUGAGCAUGCUGUCCUUGUAGGCUCAUCACACAAAAUGGCUAUUAUGGAUCCUACUGAGGGUGGAUUCUCCUAUACAGCACGAAUAAUAACACGAUGGAUUGGCUAUCGGGUGUAUGAAAAAGCCCAGAAACACUCACAACAUGGCUGUUUCGAGACGUUCAAGUGCCUUUCCCGUCACCCCGCCUUGAGAACUGCUGCAGGUUGGUUCUUUGAAGGGUAUGUGCAUGACUGGCUCCUUCGAGGUGGUACCUUUGAAGCAGACCAAAUGCCUGUCCUUGACAGCACAGUGGCUACCCUCCAAUUCCAUUCCACCAAGAGCGAAUCGGGCCAACCGAGAUACUUCACUACGGGGGGCAAUUUGAGCGAACAGGUCCAGGGACUUGGAGGUCGCGGAAUCAACCCUGCAGUUGUCCAUCAUUAUUUUCUCCCUUAUAGCCGCAACUAUCCAUCUGUGGAUGGGCUUAUGUUUAGUGAUGUGGAAACAUUGCUCUUGUUCCAAAUCACACUGGCCAAGAAGCAUGAGAUAAAGCCACUUGGGGUGGCGCAGCUUCUGAAAUGUUUACCAAAAACAAUUAUGAACAUCGAUUUCGUUUUUGUUGUUCCCGAAGACCGGGCAGAUGACUAUUCCAAAGCACAGCGGAUUCCUGACUCUGCAUCGGUUUCCCCCUCGGGCAAAAAACUAAAUCUCAGGCAGUUUAGACUGGUAUUUGGUGAGUAUUGUAUGGCAGCGGUGGGCAUUGAUGGCCAAGUGGUCGAGGAGGGGGAAGGGGAUGAGUAUGAUUAUGAGGCUAGCGAUUGAUUUCUGUUACCGCGUGUUGCUUACCAAGAAGGAAAAGGUCUAGAGUUGAGUGCCCAGUAGGGGUAUUUGUUUGGUGUCGUCCUGGGCUAUGUAUGUAUAGAAAGUCGUUUCCCCUUAUUGCUAGCCACUUGAGUUUGUUAGCCCCUUUCACAUUAUGAACCAACGCUUUUCUCAUACCUGAUAAGUAGAGAUAGUAUGUAGAGAUAACUUGUAGAGGAGCGUUUACUCUUUUUAACUCA